This is a messenger RNA of Paecilomyces variotii, 494 nucleotides long. RefSeq names its product ras-related GTP-binding protein A-like protein. Gene Ontology annotation, molecular function: GTP binding; GTPase activity. Gene Ontology annotation, cellular component: Gtr1-Gtr2 GTPase complex; fungal-type vacuole membrane; nucleus. Lineage: Eukaryota; Fungi; Ascomycota; Eurotiomycetes; Eurotiales; Thermoascaceae. Gene Ontology annotation, biological process: cellular response to amino acid stimulus; regulation of autophagy; positive regulation of TOR signaling. The transcript has a single exon. The coding region runs from base 207 to 404 and encodes 65 amino acids. The record is from RefSeq and is a predicted model, not a curated record.
CGCUUCGAUAUAUCAUUUCGAGAGCCCUCAAUUCCACAAAUCGUCCCCUUUGAAGCCGCUAUCCAGAUAAGUUUGAAGCCUAGUCAGGCCACAUAUUAUUGUUGAAUAGACUAUUUGCAUUGUAUUCCCCGCAACGCUGAUCUUGCGUAAACUGCUCUCUUAUCGCUGCCACCUUUUGAGCUAGCCUCGAGCUCACACCGGACACAAUGGAUAUGCGGAAAAAGAAGAAGAAGGUUCUCCUUAUGGGGAAGAGUGGAUCGGGAAAAUCCUCCAUGCGUUCCAUUAUCUUCAGCAAUUAUGUCGCCAAGGACGUACGCCGAUUAGGAGCAACGAUUGACGUUGAGCACAGCCAUGUCAAGUUCAUGGGAAACCUCACACUUAAUCUAUGGGACUGCGGAGGGUGAGUCUUUCUUCUCACAUAAUUUAGGGCUCGAGAAGAAUCUUGUCUGACGUGCGUAUAUCGCGCUUGUAGCCAGGAUGCCUUCAUGGAAACG